This is a messenger RNA of Motacilla alba alba, 2998 nucleotides long. RefSeq names its product vacuolar protein sorting 45 homolog (gene VPS45). Gene Ontology annotation, biological process: vesicle-mediated transport; intracellular protein transport. Gene Ontology annotation, cellular component: Golgi membrane. The record is from RefSeq and is a predicted model, not a curated record. Lineage: Eukaryota; Metazoa; Chordata; Aves; Passeriformes; Motacillidae. Bases 182 to 1894 code for a protein of 570 amino acids. The transcript is spliced from 15 exons.
GGGAGCGCGGCUGGCGGGGCCGCUCCCGCUGCCGGACUACAACUCCCAGCAGGCGGCGGGGCCGGACGGGGCGAGGAGGAGCCGAAGAAGGCCGAAGCGGGGCCGAAGCGGGGCCGAAGCGGGGCCGAAGCGGGGCCGAAGCGGGUGAGGGGCAGCCCGGUAGAGCAGCAUCCCCGCCAAGAUGAACGCGGUGCUGGCGGUCCGGCAGUACGUGUCCAAGAUGAUCGAGGACAGCGGCCCCGGUAUGAAGGUGCUGCUGAUGGACCGGGAGACGACCGGCGCCGUGAGCGUGGUGUACACCCAGUCCGAGAUCCUGCAGCGAGAGGUUUAUCUCUUCGAACGCCUCGACUCGCCCAACAGGGAGCCCAUGAAGCACCUCAAGGCCAUCUGCUUCCUGAGGCCCACCAAGGAGAACGUGGAGCUGCUGGUGCAGGAGCUGCGAAGGCCCAAGUACAGUGUCUACUUCAUCUAUUUCAGCAACGUCAUCAGCAAGAGCGAUGUGAAGGCCUUGGCUGAGGCCGAUGAGCAGGAGGUCGUGGCUGAAGUCCAGGAGUUCUAUGGCGACUACAUUGCUGUGAACCCACACGUCUUCUCCCUGAACCUGCUGGGCUGCUGUCGGGGCCGCAGCUGGGACCCGGCUCAGCUCACCAGGACAACCCAGGGGCUCACUGCUCUGCUGCUGUCCCUGAAGAAGUGCCCCAUGAUCCGCUACCAGCUCUCCUCGGAGCCAGCAAAGCGCUUGGCCGAGUGCGUGAAGCAAGUGAUCACGAAGGAGUACGAGCUGUUUGAUUUCCGGCGCACCGAGGUCCCUCCCCUGCUCCUCAUCCUGGACCGCUCGGACGAUGCCAUCACCCCACUGCUGAACCAGUGGACGUACCAGGCCAUGGUCCACGAGCUGCUGGGCAUCAACAACAACCGCAUCGACCUGUCCCGCGUGCCGGGGAUCAGCAAGGACCUGCGGGAGGUCGUCCUGUCAGCUGAGAACGACGAGUUCUACGCCAAUAACAUGUACCUGAACUUCGCCGAGAUUGGCACCAACAUCAAGAACCUGAUGGAGGAUUUCCAGAGGAGGAAGCCAAAGGAGCAGCAGAAGCUGGAGUCCAUAGCAGAUAUGAAGGCCUUUGUGGAGAACUACCCUCAGUUCAAGAAGAUGUCAGGCACAGUGUCCAAGCACGUGACAGUGGUGGGGGAGCUGUCCCGGCUGGUGGCGGAGCGGAACCUGCUGGAGGUGUCAGAGGUGGAGCAGGAGCUGGCCUGCCAGAGUGACCAUUCCAGUGCCCUCCAGAGCGUGCGGCGGCUGCUGCAGAGCCCGCGGGUGUCGGAGCUGGACGCGGCGCGGCUGGUGAUGCUCUACGCGCUGCGCUACGAGCGCCACGCCAGCAGCGGCCUCCCGGCGCUGCUCGAGGAGCUGCGCGGCCGCGGCGGCAGCGACAGGUACCGCAAGCUGGUGUCUGCCGUGGUGGAGUACGGAGGGAAGCGGGUCCGAGGCAGUGACCUGUUCAGCCCCAAGGAUGCCGUGGCCAUCACCAAGCAGUUCCUCAAAGGCCUGAAGGGCAUCGAGAAUGUGUACACCCAGCACCAGCCCCUGCUCCAGGAAACCCUGGACCAGCUCAUCAAGGGAAAGCUCAAGGACAGCCAGUAUCCCUACCUGGGCCCCAACACACUCCGGGACAGGCCUCAGGACAUUAUUGUGUUCCUCAUUGGAGGGGCCACCUACGAGGAGGCUCUGGCUGUGUUCAACCUGAACCGCUCCAACCCCGGCGUCCGCAUCGUCCUGGGUGGGACCACCAUCCACAACACCAGGAGCUUCCUGGAGGAGGUGACAGCCGCAGGAUUCCGCGGUCGAGGCACCGACAGCUCCCAAAUCCCACCGAGGUCCAGCAGCCGACGGUGAAUCCUGAAGGAAUGAGUAUUUUUUGAACAUUCAGGGCUUUCCCAGAGCAGAGCAGGAUGUUCCUGCCCUGCGGCUGGAGCUUCCCCUCCACAGCCAGAAUGGCAGCGAAUGCUGGAGCUGGCACUAGCCCAAGGGCAAGGAUGUGUCCCCACUGCAGCUCCUCACUGUCCCCUCACAAACAGCUCCAGGACUGGGAUGUCACCUGAGGAGAGCCUGGGAAAGCCCUUGAAUCCCUGCAGCCCCUGCUCUUGACAGGACACACUGGAUGAGUCCCAGGAGGAGCCCAGGGAUGCUGCCCCAUGCAGGGGGAGCAGCUGUGGGGCUGUGGCUGGUGGGCACAGGAGCCCUUUGCUGUUGUCUGUAUAUGUUGAAUCCUAUUAAAUCCCCCACUUUGGCCGAAGUUGUCUGCUAGAUGUUCCGACUUUCCCUUUCCCGAGGCCACAAGGUGCAGUUACAGCCUGAGCCUCUGUGGGGGCUUUGCUCCCCUCCAGGACCACACCAAGGAACCUGCAAGUGUGUUUCCAGCUCUGCUCCCUGGCCUCUAAUCAGCACUUGAUUGGGAAUUAACAAGCCAGAUCAAAUGAAAUGAGCUCCUAAAUCCCUGGGAAUUAUCUUGGCAUCACAACUAAGUCCUGUUGAUGUGGGAGAGAGCAAAGCCCUGCAGGGAGGAGGGGACCUGACCCCGGGGGGGCUCUCUGAGGAAAGGAGGGGAGCACACAGCCUGUGCUGGGGGGAAUUUCUCUGCCCACAGCCAGGAGUGGAACUGGCUGGGCACCUGUGAGGUGAAUUUUGGGUUAUUGGGACAGGCAGAGCUGCAAGAAUUCCCUCUUACAGGUGACUCAGGCGUCUGAGACCCCAACUUUUCUUUAAAAGGGGAGCUGAGUCACAGCUGGCAGAGGAUACUGGGCAGCCCCCUGCCCCAUCCACUCCUCCAGCAGCCCCUUCCCCAGACAGCAGGGCUGUAACUGUUGUCAGAGACACAGAAAAGCACGUGUCCUAAUUAAACUGCACUCACCUUCCAGGCAGCAGCUUCACACUUGAUAUCCAGAGGCAAAAUGCUGUGUGGGGGGUGUUAAAUACAUGAAUAAACCAAGAGUUUGCUGA